Messenger RNA from Chelmon rostratus (copperband butterflyfish), 5668 nucleotides. It is a transcript of the gene znf740a, whose product is annotated as zinc finger protein 740a. The coding region runs from base 356 to 2317 and encodes 653 amino acids. The record is from RefSeq and is a predicted model, not a curated record. Gene Ontology annotation, molecular function: RNA polymerase II cis-regulatory region sequence-specific DNA binding; DNA-binding transcription factor activity, RNA polymerase II-specific. The transcript is spliced from 21 exons. NCBI's taxonomy places the organism in Eukaryota, Metazoa, Chordata, Actinopteri, Chaetodontiformes, Chaetodontidae. Gene Ontology annotation, cellular component: transcription regulator complex; PcG protein complex; nucleus. Gene Ontology annotation, biological process: negative regulation of transcription by RNA polymerase II; regulation of cytokine production; regulation of immune system process.
UAUAACGUUUAGCAGACGUAGAAUCUCCACAGCAGUAUGCAGAAUGGAUUAACGGGCAGAUUCUCGAGGCUUUCCAGUCACACUCUCGGCUCACGGGAGCUAGUAGGAGAAGAUGACCCUUUUCUCUUCGCUUGAGGAGGCUGUGCUGCUGUGUGGGGGAGUGGGUUACAUCCUGUGGCGUUUCCUGUGUUUGUAAACUAGACGGUCUUGAAAACGUCGGGCGAGUGAAGCUAAAAGUUUUAAUACUAGAUGAGUGAGGUGGGUGUGGCUUCCCACCAGCCCGACCAUCCUGACUGACGGAUCUCUGGAUGACCUUGUCCCCACCCCUGUCCCUGCGCUCACAUACACCACAGCAAUGUCACAUCUGCCCAGCAGCUCAGUCCGCGACCAUAUGAAAUGGGCGGGGCUGCUUGGCUGCGAAGCUGUCCUCUCCAGUAUGGCCCUGAUGCAGGCCAGCUCCAUGGCUGCUCCACCCAAAAAAAUGAUGGCUCCACUUGGCCAUGGACCACCACAGCGAGAGGGACCUGACCGUGGUCCCCAGAGCCACAUGAUCCUCCCAUCUGGAAUGAGCUGUCCACCCCUGCUUAUCCGGAAGGAAGGUGAAUUCCAAGCUCCCCGCCUGCUGGACGAGAAGGAGAUGAGGGCCAACGAGGACAUGCAGCAGAAAAAAAAGAACAGGAAAUCAGUAACGCCCUGUAAAGUGAGAGAACAAGAGGGAAGGGGUGGGAAGGGCACAGGAGAUGAGAAUGGUCCAUCAUCCAAAGUGCAGAAAAACUUUAUUUGUGAUCACUGUUACGGAGCAUUUAGGAGUGGGUACCACCUGAAGAGACAUAUCCUCAUUCAUACAGGGGAGAAGCCGUAUGCUUGUGCCGUUUGUGACAUGAGGUUUAUUCAGCGUUACCACCUGGAGAGACACAGCCUCAUUCACACGGGGGUGAAGCCGUACGCUUGUUCCAUGUGUGACAUGAGGUUUUUCCAGCGUUACCACCUGGAGAGACACAGACUCACUCAUACGGGGGUGAAGCCGUACGCUUGCUCCAUGUGUGACAUGAGGUUCUUCCAACGUUACCAUCUGGCAAGACACAGCCUCACUCAUACUGGGGUGAAGCCAUACGCUUGCUCCAUGUGUGACAUGAGAUUUUUCCAACGCUACCACUUGGCAAGACACAGCCUCACUCACACGGGGGUGAAGCCAUAUGCUUGCUCCAUGUGUGACAUGAGAUUUUUCCAGAGAUACCACCUGGCAAGACACACUCUCACCCAUACGGGGGUGAAGCCAUACGCUUGCUCCAUGUGUGACAUGAGGUUCUUCCAGCGUUACCAUUUGGCAAGACACAGCCUCACGCAUACUGGGGUGAAGCCGUAUGCUUGUACCAUGUGUGACAUGAGGUUUAUACAACGUUACCAGCUGGAGAGACACAGCCUUACUCAUACGGGGGUGAAGCCGUACGCUUGCACCAUGUGUGACAAGAGGUUUUUUCAGCGCUACCACCUGGCGAGACACAGCCUCACUCAUAUGGGUGUGAAACCUUAUGCUUGCACCAUGUGUGACAUGAAGUUUUUUCAGCGUUACCACCUGGCGAGACACAGCCUCACUCAUACGGGUGUGAAACCUUAUGCUUGCACCAUGUGUGACAAGAGGUUUUUUCAGCGCUACCACCUGGCGAGACACAGCCUCACUCAUAUGGGUGUGAAACCUUUUGCUUGUACCAUGUGUGACAUGAGGUUUGUUCAGCGUUACCACCUGGCGAGACACAGCCUCACUCAUACGGGUGUGAAACCUUAUGCUUGCACCAUGUGUGACAAGAGGUUUUUUCAGCGCUACCACCUGGCGAGACACAGCCUCACUCAUAUGGGUGUGAAACCUUUUGCUUGUACCAUGUGUGACAUGAGGUUUGUUCAGCGUUACCACCUGGCGAGACACAGCCUCACUCAUACGGGGGUGAAGCCGUAUGCUUGUUCCAUGUGUGACAUGAGGUUUAUUCAGCGUAACCACCUGGAGAGACACAGCCUCACUCAUACGGGAGAGAAGCCAUUUGCUUGUGACAUGUGUGAUAUGAGGUUUAUCCAGCGCUACCACCUCGAGAGACACAAGCGUGUCCAUAGUGGGGAGAAGCCUUACCAGUGUGAACGGUGCCAGCAGAACUUUUCACGGACAGACCGGCUGUUGCGGCACCGGCGGUUGUGCCAGGGUCGCAGUGUAGCCAAAGUAGAGAACCAGCCAUGCUGCGAACCACGCCCGUACCCCCAAGAACCCCCACCGGCACCCCCGACCUGGAGCCCCCUGCAUCCUCCUCCGGGCCGGCUGGCGGUCUGACAUUCCACCUCCCCUAUAUCCACAACACCGCCAGAGACGGGACAAGCCACAGGGUUUCUUCUUCUCAGCUCUGUGCUGAGUGACGCCACACUCUAGCACAGACUGGUCUUGCAGCUCCAGUUUUGGGAUUACUAAUGACAGAGGGACAUUUGUGUUUUUGUUCUGUUGACUUUUUACUGUGUUUCCUUUUCUCCCCCCAUUUUUUUAAAAGAUGAGACUUUUCUGUGAUGAACAGUGGUCCUGUUUUGUACUUAAUCUAUUUGAUUUUUGCAAAAAAAAAAACAAAAAAAAGUUUUUAUUGUUCAAAUAUAUCUGCAUUUGGUGGUACUCGGGAAGGGCAGUGGGUAUUGUUUAUCCUGAUGUGUCAGCAACAAAAUGGGAUGAAGUGGUGGGGAAACAUUUGAGCCUCUUUCUAAUUUUGUGGCCCAUUUUGAUUCGUAAGGAUUGUCAAUUAGUUCAAAUUUAUUAAAACUUUCCUUCCAGGUAAAGCAAGGAAACCACUCUGUUGGCAUCUCAUGUAGACCAGAUGUUGCUUGGUAAUGCAGCUAACAUAGUGUUAAACAUUAAGACAUUUCACUGAGAGCAGCAUCUGGUCUAGACAUGAUUCAAACAAUAGGAGUUCCCUCACUUUAUCAUCUUUGGAGGUACAGUUUUGAUCAUUAUUUUGUGUAAAUAAUUGAAAAUGUUUAUUAUUUCACUAUGGAACUUUUUUUUCUUUUCUAAUGCACAAAAUGGGCCAAGAAGAAACUGAAAAUUAGAAACCGGUUCAAACAUGGUCUGUUGCUGCAGUUUCAGUGAAAUCAUGAGGUAACCUGAGUAACUUUGUGAGUGUGUCUGUUUAAAAAAAAAAAGUAAUAUCAAACAGUGCUUCAUAACUGUAAGCCAGGACUUCUGAGAAGUGGAUGAUGAGAGGGCAACCUGCAGUUGACUGGCACUGUGUCCGACAUUGAGAAUUGAGUCACAGGAGUAUCACCUGUGUAUCUCGCGUUCUGUGUUGUGUGUAACAUGCUGGUGACUCAGGAAAUGGCACAGGAUGGCAGCCUUAGCAAGUCGUCCUCCCACACUCAGCGAGAGUCAUGCUAUAGUACGCUCAGCUGUACAUAUAUACUGUAUAUAUAUACAGAGAUCUCCAGUACUCGGCAGAAAAGCGUCUCUCCUUGCUCUGUCCACACAUCCUGGUCUAAAAUAGUGCAGGUUGGCCACUUGAAGUCCCAUUAUGUUGUUUGUACCGAUUCUCACAGAAUCUUGUGAGAUUAGCGGGGGUAUACAAAAUCUUGUGGCCUUAGUGUUUCUUUUUUUCUUUUUUUUUUUUAAAUUUGCCUUUUUCUCAACUGUUUAUUAUGGUGGAUCAGAUGUAUUUACUAAGACGAGACAGCCUGUCAUCAUCAUGGUGUGCUUUUUCUGUUUUGUUUUUUAUCCUAAAGCUGUCAUGGUAACAGAACGUUGAUGGCUUCAGUGGCGCUAAAACAGACUAAUGUGUUCUCCUGUCAAGAGAGAGGUUGUCUUUUGAUGAUAAUGAAUAUUUUGGAUCAUUGUUACUGAUUACAGUGUAACGCACUCUGUAAUCCUUGAGGAGCCCCUGGGAGUUCGACAGUCCUUGUGAGAAGUCAGUAGUGCUCAAUCGUUUCCCACUGCAGUGCUUUGACCCGCAGGCCAUAGCAGAAUCGACACUUGCUUGACUCUACUACACACUAACAAUUGCCUUUUUAUCCAAAUAUUAUGUGGUUGGUGUGUAAUAAUGGAUGUCUGUCAUGUCAUUGGGUUUAGCCUUAAGUAAGUGCGGAUACACAAAUAAUCAUUGUAGUACUAAAUGAUAUUGUAACGAACGAUUUCUUUUACCUAUGAUCGUACUGUGCGAAAGUCUUUGUCGGUCAGACGGCAAAGAGCUGCUCGAUCAGGGCCACUUUGCUGCCUGGUGGAAAAAUUUCUCAAACUUGCUCCUUUCUUUGACUGGAGAGCUCGUGAUUGCGUCGUCCUAACUGUUAUGUUUAACCUAGAAAUGUCCGUGCUGGUUGGGAGGCUGAAUAUACAUGUACAUAUCAAGACAUUACAACUGUUCUUUGAUGCCACAGCAAGUAACAGAUGGCUGAAAACAUCAAAGGUGAUUUCAGGGGACGACCGUCUCAUUUGGAUCGCACUGAGUGGAGAACGUCUUUUUAUUUUAUUAUUUUUUAUUUAAAGGUCCAGAUAAGCUUGAGACUUGAUGUGGAAAUGGAGUCCCAGAGUGCAUGAUCUGGUCUCUGGUUUAUCGGAACAACAGUUUGUGUUUGAUACAAAUAAGUGGCCGAUUACUGAGUUAUGUGAUAUUUUACCAAAAGUAUUAUUGGGAAGAUUUCUUUUUAAAUGGUCCAUUGAUAUCGAGGCAAAGUUGUGUUACGGUUCAAGUGUGUACAGUCAUGGGAUUCAGUUUUAUGUGACUUGAUGAGAUAAAGUAGAUCCCAGUGGCAGCGAAGGGGCCAAGUUUGAGAAAUGCAUUCAUUUGCUAUGGAAACACUAUUCCAAAUCUGUGGAAGGGAUACUGCUGGCACGAACACAUAGUGAAAUGGCUAAAGGGCAAUACAGUAUAUAGUUGACGUCACUUGUUAAUACCUUUUUGUCAUUUAUUGUUUUUAGUAUUAUCAGUCUCAUUGUUAAAAUGCAAUAGAAUCCUUGAGUCUCAGAUCAUUUGUUUAUAAGAUUGAGGUUUAAUUUUUUCAGACAGAUCCAAGGAUUUAUUUGUCUGAGAAUUUCUCAUCACAUUUUGAUGAUUGUUUCAAGGACCUUUUUUUAUUCUGAUGAAAUUGUAAACACUGGAGAGAAAGGAAAAAAAGACGAAAAAAGAGAUGGAUAUUUUUUUUUCCCUUCAGACUGUACUAGACUUUAGGUUUUAGACAAAGCCUAUUUCUCCUCAACUUGACACAUAAGGUGGACAGAACAAUUUGGAUCAGUACAGUUGAGAGCCCAGUAUGUUCGGUAAUUUUGACAUUAGAGGCAGUAGUACCACAAGAAAAUGUUUUCUUUCUUAUACGAAGUCCCUGGUAUUUGUAGUAAAUUAUAUUGAUAAUGGUAUUAGAUGAACAACAGCAACAGUAGCUAUCACAGAUUAGUUGUUUUCUUUAUUAGUCUUGCAUGCAGAGUUAUGGUCCUCAGUUAAGAUAGGAUCUUGAUAUUGAUUAUUUUGUGUAGGAAAAUGAGUGCAUAAGAAUAACUUCCUAAAAAAUGUUACAAUGAUUAUUGUAAAAUGGGCUAACUAAUAUGUACCCUUGUGAUCCAAUUAGUUUGAAGUAUAUGAAAAUCAGAGGAGAGGCUUCUUACUAUUAUGCUGAAAUAAAAGAAUUUGUAAAGGAGUUUUGUUUGCUCACGGGCUGUCGA